ACAAACGUCGUCGUCGUUCCGUUCGUUCGCAUUUGCCUGUCAAGUCAAUUUUACUUUUUCACUCGUCGCAGAAAGAUCCUCUUCGCUGGCUGAUAGUGAAUUAAAAAUUUUCGUCCGUCGUCGUUAAUGUGCAAAGUGAACUCAAUUUGAAGUGGGGAACUGCAGUCAAUCCGGGACAACCCGCGUUCCGGCCGUGUGACCGUUUUGCGUGAGGGGUGAAAAAGUUUGGAUCUGGCAGAGAAAAAAAAGAAGGUUCUGAAGAUUGGUGGAAAAUUCGAGUUCGUGUGGUGCGUUGGAGCUGCGCUGCAAUUUCGCAAAAUUAGUGUCUGUGGCCUCUCGGUGAGGAGGGGGCCACGGGGAGGUGCGAGUGACCGUGAAGGGGGAGGCUCCUCUCUUUGUGCUGAUGUGAUUUUCCUCUUUCUCGGAUUUUUUUUUGGGAAACGCAAACGCAAAAGUUUUGCCACAGUAGGCCACAACCAAGCAGCAGUGGUCUGAAAUCGAAGUGACCUGGGAGUGUGUGUGGGGCCUGGUGGCGCGUUCCAGUUUGGACGGGGGCCUACUUUGAUUCCUCCCGCAAACAAGGAGAGGCAGACACCCCAAAAACGAAAGAAGAAAAGAGUUGAAACUCUGGAAGAGAGUUACGGAAUCUGGGCUACUUUGAUAGAGAGCUUCAAAUUCAUGCAAAGUUCUGUGUUAUGUUGUGGCUGUGUCUUGGGUGGAUGAGAUAAUUCUAGUUGUGGCAUAAGCGCAAGGUCUUGCGUUCUGCGAAGGUACGUGCUUUGUUGAGGAGGAAAAAUCUGCUGCUAGCUGUGAGCUCUCUGUGAAACACUGUUAUGUGCUGAAUGAGCGAUUUGAUAAAACUGCACUAAAGUUUUGGCUGACGACGACCACGAGCUGCUGCUAUCAAUAAAACGUGAAACGAAAACAGACAAACCUCCCGUAAACGUCCGUGUAUGCGCGCGUGGGUGGCCGAGGCGAAGCAGCAAAAAAGUCCCAAAUUUGUCGUCGCGACCCCAUUAUUGAUUUGCUGGUGCCGAAAAUAAACCGAACCGAAGCCGGUUGAAAAUAGCACAAAUAGCCGCUAGUUGCAGCGACUAGAAGAAGUGUGUAAAUCGAUUGGCAUAUCGAGUGCGCCAACGAGAAGGGUGUGUUUGUUUGUGUGUGAGGAAGAGUUGGCCAAAGAGCGUACGAGCGUGAAUCAGCUAAUUGGGAAUUUAAUGAAGAUUGAAGAAGAUCUGUGAUUCAGUGUUUUUUCUUCUACACUUGUUGUUGUCAUGGCGGUUUUAGAUAAUUACGCGACCGAGAUGGCAUCGCCUGCGGAAGAGCUUUGGUGACCGUCGUCGUGGGUAGCGGAUUAGAAUCCGGCAGAGUGAAAUCGAAAGUGCAACCGAUUCGUUGAGUAUCGUUGAACCGCGCAGAGAGUUGUACCCGUGAAGAGAGCGAGAGAGUCCAACGACCUGUGUGGAGAAAAAAACGCAAACAAGUCGAAGAAGUGGCUUAGUACAGGCGCUAGUCUAAGCCUAGUGAGUGAGUUGGGGGGAGGCAGUGCAUGACACUGAUCGGGCCGGGAGCCCCAGGAAUGGCAUUUAUGAUGAAGAAGAAAAAGUACAAGUUUACGGUGGAUCUGCACCUGGAGGAGCUGGUCGAGGUGCCCUUCCUGAACGCGGUCCUGUUCGCGAAGAUCCGUCUGCUGGACGGAGGUAGCUUCCAGGAGCACAGCAAUAGGGAGGAGGUGAAAAACCACACCGUCAAAUGGGGCCAAAAGUUCGAGUUUCCCUGCAAGAUGACGUCGAACGCGUCGACCGGAGUGCUGGACCCGUGCACGGUCCGGAUCUCAAUCCGGAAGGAGAUCAAGGGUGGUCGGAGUUAUCAGAAACUGGGAUUCAUCGAUCUGAACCUGGCAGAAUUUGCCGGCUCGGGGUUGACGUCCCGAAAGUGCCUGCUCGAGGGGUACGACACCCGGCACCGGCAGGACAACUCCAUGCUGAACGUGUCGAUACGGAUGCACAUGAUCCAGGGUGAUAUUCUGUUCAAAGUUCCUUCGCCGAGCCCCAAGUCGAAAGCCAUCCCGCCGCAGGAGAACCUCGGCGGGCUGGGAGGCCUUCCGGCGCCCACCGCCGCCGUAGUCGGUGGUGGUCCCCCCGCGGCGGUCGUGCCACCCACCGGAGUUGUGGUGGUAGCGACAGCGGCCACAGCAGCCACGGCACCAUCCGCCGCCAACCGCAUCUCCACCAAAGAUGACUCCUCGAUAGCGUCCGGCUCGUCCGGGUUUGACUCGCUACCGAAGAAGAAAGGACCUCCCCUGUUUGCCACCGCCGAUUAUCAGCAAUCGAUGGACCUGGAAAUGUCCUUCCCAGUGACCGAUUCCGGUAUCUCCGAAUCUUCCGAACCGCCAUCGUCCAUGCUGGACUCGACGACGUCCCAGGCAACGCUUCCAUCGUUGGCGCUGGCGGCCACCAACAGCAGCAACUCGCAGUGCAGCAGCAGUAGCGGGGCGAGCCAGGUUGGGGCGGCCAACUCCACAGCAACGGGGACGGUGCCCGGCGGCAUCGAGCUGGGCCAUUCGCGCAACUCCAGCAACACUAGUCAAAUGUCCAAAGGAUCCGGUUACAGCAGUUUCUCCCACAGUCAGCACUCGCGGCAAAGCUCCGAGGGCGACUCCGGACAUCAAAGGUUGCGUACGUCCUUGCAACAGACAGGUGUCAAGGGGCCAGAGCCCCAGAAGAACGGCAGCAACUCCUCCUCUGUAGUGAAUGGUAAUCGUUUUGUUAAUGUUAAUAAGAAAUUCAUCACCGCCAGUGUGGUCCCGGCCGUCCUCGGGAACAGCAACAGUAGCAGCAGCGGCAGCACCAGUGGCAACAACAGUGCCAACGGAACGCCCAACAAGGUCAUGACCACGCAGCGGCUGCUGGCGAAGCUGCGAAUUCCGCAGAGCCCGCAGUCGGACUCGGGCGACGAGAUAUUUGUGACGCCGGACGUUACGGUCAUGUCGGACAGCAGCGAGGACCGGACUGAUUCCGGGAUGGACGAGUACGGGACGCCGUCGUCGGACGUGCCCAUGUCGCGGAUGAUGAAGAUGAAGAGUAUGAACAACCUGUCCGUUAAGAAGAGCAACAUGUUCUUCCCGGACGACCAAACCGACAGCGGAGUGGACGAAAGGAUGGCUGCUGCGGCGGGGACGCCCUGUGGUGGCCAGAUGAACCUUAGCCGGAUGAAAUCGUUGGGGAAUCUGUCCGCGUACGAACGGGAAUUUGGAGCUACCCCGAUCGACCUGCUCAAACUGAAGAAGGACUUUGAAGUGCGAAGGUUUAGCUUCGCCAAGAUGAAAUCGUUGACGGACCUGAACGAUGACAGUGAAGACGUGCUGGUACAGCGGAGAAAGCAGGUCUCGAAAGAAAACGUCCAAGUGUCCACCCCCAUUGAAGAGCGCAAGAGUGCCUUCCAGCGAAACGGUAUCGACAUGGCGAACCGCUUCCAGCCGUUCCACAUGCGAAACUCGUUCCACAGCGGCAUCUACCGCAAAAAGGCCGGCAUCGGGUACACGCGCUACAUCGGCAUCGAGGACGAGUCUCCCUCGCCGCUCACCAAGAUGAACUCCAUUCCAUCGCUCAGUGCUACCGAUCGCGUCGAUCACAACCCAUUCCUCACGCCCAACAUUGGCCGGAAGCGGUUCUCCACCUCCAGCAACAGCCCAGACGAAAACGACCAAUCCCCCGUCGAGCUGCGACUCUCCCGCAAACUCGCCGAAGACACCGUCGACUCGGCAAACCUGCUCCUCCGAACACCCUUCGAGCGAAACUUCCGCAAAAGUUCCCCCGGCGAAGACUUCCGCCACUCGGCGGCACCGUUCCGCCAGUCGGACAGCAACUUUUACAACAUCAUUCGGAACUACCCGAUCGGCAAAUCGUCCUCCGCCAACCUGGAGUGGCUCAAGCACCGAUCCUCGUACAAUAACUUUCCGCUCAGCGUGAAGCCCCAAUCACCGACGGCGGCAACGGCGGAUCCGUCACCCGAUUCGAUCCUACCACCACCGCCCACGAACAUGGCCCCCAGGAAAGAGGCCAGCUUGUCGCCGUCUUCGAAUCACUACGGCUCGCGCAUCUAUCCUAGAUUCCGAUCACUAGUGCGAGUGAUUCUUAAGUUUGUCAUUAAGCGACAAUCGAAUCAGUCGACAAGCAUUAACCAUAGCAAUAGUACUACAUCCAAGUUAAAGAACGUCUGCGGGUUGCAUCGGCGCCUGCUGGACGGUAGCACGCGUCAAUUAACCGCACUAACCCUAGCCGUGACGCCGGGUUCGAACUCGUCGAACUCGGGUCCGUCGUCAAACGCCACCACCACCGCCAACAACGCCGCCACAAUCAGUCCCCAACAGCCGUCGGCGGUCUGUUCCGGGACCGGCUCCGAGUUGGACCAGUGCGAUCUGGCCGGAACUAACAACAACAAUGGCCCUUGCAGCGCUUGCUCCACCAAUACUAACAACGUUGGGGUCGCUUCCGGUGGGCUGACCACGCCCGCCGCCCUAGCUUUAAGACGACCCAGUGCUAACAUAAAUCCCAGUUCCAGUUCCAUUCCGAUGAGUGAGACGGGUUCGCUGGACCGGGCGCGGGUCGAGCGGCGGAAGAAGGGCGGACCGGGAAGCGGCGGUGGCGGACUGGAGUCGGCUGGUGUUGGCGGCGGUGUCCCGGACAGCCUGAGCAGUGCCAGUGCCACGCUGCCGACGGUGUCGGGCCGGGUCGAGGGCACGCGCGUCAACACCGGGCUGAUCAUCGACGAGCUGCUCAAGAACACCAAGCUGGACCACCUGGAGGAGUCGGAAGCAUCCGCCGGGCUGGCCCUGUACAUCAGCAGCGACGGCACGACGACGCUCGGCAGCCACGAGGUCAAGUCGCGCAUGCCGGCCGGAGUGUUCAAGCAGGUCGUGAUGGAAAAUCCCAGAUAGUAGUGCAGAUGGCGUGCAUAAUUCCUCCCGCGCAUCAUCAUCCUCAUACAUUCAGCAAUGCAUCGUCACCGGACAACACGAACACAUCCACGAAAAAAAAUGCAAUAUUAGCAGUUUAAGGUGAAGAAGAAAAAGAAAAACAUGCUUCCCACAAUGCUAGUGAGAUGAGGUCGAGUCAAGGUGGUUGUGUGUGUGUGCGAGAGAGAGAGAGAGAGAAAGGGAGUUUGAAGAAGUACUAAAGUCGCUAUCACUGCUGUAUUUUUGUGUGGUCAUUAGUUGGAGAUAUUAGUAGGAGGUACUGUUUCAGUUAUUAUUUCUGUUUUUUUUUCGCUAAGCAACAUCAAACAGAAGAGCGAUAGUUUAGCUAUCCUUUGUACAUUUUGUAUUAUCUCUAUUAUUAUUAUUUAUUAGCUCUUUUUUCUGUUUCGAUAUGUUUCGUUUUAUUACGCCAUGUGAAGUGUGUAAAAGUAGUGCGCAAAAGGAUAGUUUCAGUCUAAACUAAACCGCAAACCAACAAUGCUGUGACGAUUAGAGGAAGAAGAAAGCAAAAUGCUAAACAAUUUAUGCGAGUCAUCCAAAAAUACACAAUAUUAAAACGUGCAUCUGUGAAUAGUUGUUAAUAAAGUUGUGAAACAAUUUCACUACAUUCUUUUUUUUAUUAUCAUUAUUAUUAUUAUUAUUACUGAAUGUUUGUUUUCCUUGGGUAAGAAAUUUUAUGUGCGUUUCCCUUGGGUCCUCAACUUCCCUCUUUUUGGAGCAGUAACCAUCAGUCCGCUCCGCUCCGGAUGUACAGUUGAACAAGGCGCGAUCGAACGAAAUCGUUGUAGGAGCAGGCAAAUCGUACAAGUCACGUUUGGUUCGUUCUGUACAGUGUAAAGUAUUUAAAGGUAACGAUAUUUUUUUAAAAACAAACAAAAACAAGCAAACUAAGUAAGCUGAGUAAUUGUUGUGAUUUUUUAGAGGAAGAAGAAAAAAAUCUGAUAAGAAAGCAUAUUACAAAGUAUCGCUAAACAAUAAAACACACACACAAGAAUGGGAAGAGGGACAAAAGUAUCAUGACAUUCUUUUAUCGAAGCGGAUAGUAAUUUUAAACAAAACAAAAAUUGUGCAAACGACACUAGUUUCGUCGAGUGUUUCGGGUAGAAAUCAAAACCAAUACGUAUCUUACGCGUGCAAGCACGCAUUCAUCAGCAUUACAUUACCGCAGAGAAAAAAAUAACUAGGCUCCAAUUGAGGAAACAUUAAACUUCUAUAGAGAAAAUAAAAAGAAACAUAAAAUCAAAUAGUUUCUCGUAAGGCACUGCGCGCCUGAGGAGAAAAGAUCAAAAACGCAAAACAUUAUAGCAACAAAUACCCCAACUGUUCUACACCUACACACAAAACUAAACAAUAAAAGAAAGCAUACAAUAAAUCUGGAAAUAUGAGGCUCAAUUGAACGGAUGUGGAACAACA
Culex quinquefasciatus (southern house mosquito) is the source of this 6391-nucleotide messenger RNA. RefSeq lists its product as uncharacterized. Lineage: Eukaryota; Metazoa; Arthropoda; Insecta; Diptera; Culicidae. The record is from RefSeq and is a predicted model, not a curated record. The coding region runs from base 1550 to 4939 and encodes 1129 amino acids. The transcript is spliced from 12 exons.